ACCAACCAAAUCACACUCUCUUGCAAAAGUUGAGAGCUAGAUCAGCAGCACAUGGCCACCAAAUUUGAUAUGGUCCUCAUCUUACUAGCUAUAACCACUUCAAUAUUUGAAGUGAGUAUGGCUAACAAGGACUGGUCCUUUGGUUUUAACUACACUGAUUGGUGGUCCAGAUUUGGGAACCAUCAAAAUAAGACACAGCAAGAACCAAGGAAGAUCAUAGUGGGUGGCUCUGAGCAUUGGCACUUUGGCUAUAACUACACCGAUUGGGCUAUCAAAAAUGGCCCUUUCUACCUCAACGAUACUCUAGUUUUCAAGUACGAUGCUCCAAAUGCAACUAGUUUCCCACACAGCGUGUACUUGUUUCCAAACUUUGGGAGCUUCUUGAACUGUGAUGUUAAGAAGGCUAAGAUGGUAGCGAAUCCUAAGCAAGGUGAAGGAGAGGGCUUUGAGUUUGUGUUGAAGAGGUGGCAACCUUACUACUUUGCUUGCGGUGAGAGAAAUGGAUUCCACUGCAACAAUGGAAACAUGAAGUUCGCUGUCAUGCCAAUGUUUCGUCCCUUCUGGCCAUGGCCAUGAGAAAAUUAACGUGAAUACAAUUAUAAAAUAUAUACAUAAGAAGUAGCUUGUUCUUGGAAAUUAUGGCAGCUGCUAAAUGUUGUUACAGUUUUUCUUUCUAGUCUUCGAUGCAUAAUGUGAUGCAGUUGAAAAGAACUGUUAUAAGGUGAAUAAAUGUGGAUGUUGUGUGUUU
Molecule: messenger RNA, 748 nt
Organism: Cajanus cajan (pigeon pea)
Lineage: Eukaryota; Viridiplantae; Streptophyta; Magnoliopsida; Fabales; Fabaceae
Molecular function (GO): electron transfer activity
Source: RefSeq, a predicted model, not a curated record